Messenger RNA from Perognathus longimembris pacificus (Pacific pocket mouse), 382 nucleotides. Its product is annotated as U6 snRNA-associated Sm-like protein LSm3. Gene Ontology annotation, cellular component: P-body; U4/U6 x U5 tri-snRNP complex; precatalytic spliceosome. Lineage: Eukaryota; Metazoa; Chordata; Mammalia; Rodentia; Heteromyidae. Gene Ontology annotation, biological process: P-body assembly; mRNA splicing, via spliceosome. The coding region runs from base 74 to 382 and encodes 102 amino acids. The record is from RefSeq and is a predicted model, not a curated record. Gene Ontology annotation, molecular function: RNA binding. The transcript has a single exon.
UCAGGAAACAGGAACUGCUCUCCAGUUCUCGCGAGAAGUGAGGGUGGGGAGGGAAAGGCUCAGGGUUUGAAACAUGGCGAACGACAUGGACCAGCAACAAACUACCAAUACUGUAGAGGAGCCCCUAGAUCACAUCAGGCUCAGCCUGGAGGAGCAUAUUUAUAUGAAGACGAGGAAUGGCCGAGACCUUCAAGGCAGAUUACAUGCUUAUGACCAACACUUAAAUAUGAUGCUAGGAGAUGUGGAAGAAACUGUGACUACCAUAGAAAUUGAUGAGGAGACGUACGAAGAGAUAUACAAAUCAACAAAAUGGAAUAUCCCAGUGCUCUUUGUCCAGGGAGAUGGUGUUGUACUAGUUGCCCCUCCUCUGUAUCCUGUGUAG